Messenger RNA from Myotis lucifugus (little brown bat), 3107 nucleotides. RefSeq names its product dihydrolipoamide S-succinyltransferase (gene DLST). Lineage: Eukaryota; Metazoa; Chordata; Mammalia; Chiroptera; Vespertilionidae. The transcript has 16 exons. Gene Ontology annotation, cellular component: oxoglutarate dehydrogenase complex. Gene Ontology annotation, biological process: tricarboxylic acid cycle. The record is from RefSeq and is a predicted model, not a curated record. Gene Ontology annotation, molecular function: dihydrolipoyllysine-residue succinyltransferase activity. The coding region runs from base 1 to 1671 and encodes 556 amino acids.
AUGGCCAUGGCCUCUACCUGCAGCCUCCUGGCGCCUAGCAGAGACCCCAACACAAGCUCCCUGGGAGCAAUGUCGCUCCGCACUCCGGGGCAGAGGCGGGAGGUGGUGAAGCUGCAUGCCACCAUGGGGAACAUGCCGCUGGAAGAAGGCCAGGUUCUAGGGUGCUGGGGAUGCAGCGUUGAACAAUACACGGAGCUCAUCUUCUGGGGGCAGAGUGACCGACGAAGAGCCUCCCACACGCACAGGGUGUCGGAGGAUCCACUGGCCUGGCUGGAGGGGCUGGAGCGGGCGCGGGGAGACCAGGAGAUGCUGCUGCAGACGGGAGGCCACCGGGUGAAGGUCCCGGCCAAGGGCGUCUUCUUUCUCCACAGGGAGCUGCCCUCUCGGAGACGCUCCCUGCCCGGGGUCUCCUUAUGUCAGGGACCAGGUUACCCUGACAGGAGGACGAUCGCCAUUAACAAUAGUAGUGUCUUCAGUGUUCGCUUCUUCAGAACUACGGCUGUGUGCAAGGAUGAUGUGAUUACAGUAAAAACCCCAGCAUUUGCAGAAUCUGUCACAGAAGGGGAUGUCAGGUGGGAGAAAGCUGUUGGAGACACAGUUGCAGAAGAUGAAGUGGUUUGUGAGAUUGAAACUGACAAGACAUCCGUGCAGGUUCCAUCACCAGCAAACGGCGUUAUUGAAGCUCUUUUGGUACCUGAUGGGGGAAAAGUUGAAGGAGGCACUCCUCUUUUCACACUCAGGAAAACUGGCGCUGCUCCUGCUAAGGCCAAGCCAGCUGAAGCCCCUGCUGCCGAAGCCCCAAAGGCAGAACCGGUAGCAUCGGCAGCUCCUCCUCCUCCUGCAGCAUCCAUACCCACUCAGAUGCCACCAGUGCCCUCACCCUCACAACCCUCUGCUAGCAAACCAGUGUCUGCGGUAAAACCCACUGCUGCUCCAGUAGCUGAGCCAGGAGCUGGUAAAGGUCUGCGUACAGAACAUCGGGAGAAAAUGAACAGGAUGCGGCUACGCAUUGCUCAGCGUCUGAAGGAGGCCCAGAAUACAUGUGCAAUGCUGACGACUUUCAAUGAGAUUGACAUGAGUAACAUCCAGGAUAUGAGGGCCCGGCACAAAGAUGCUUUUCUGAAGAAACAUAACCUCAAACUGGGCUUCAUGUCGGCAUUUGUGAAGGCCUCAGCCUUUGCCUUGCAGGAACAGCCUGUUGUAAAUGCAGUGAUUGACGAUACAACCAAAGAGGUGGUAUAUAGGGAUUAUAUUGACAUCAGUGUUGCGGUGGCCACCCCACGGGGCCUGGUGGUUCCCGUCAUCAGGAACGUGGAAACAAUGAAUUAUGCAGAUAUUGAGCGAACCAUCUUUGAACUAGGAGAGAAGGCCCGGAAGAAUGAACUCGCCAUUGAAGAUAUGGAUGGUGGUACUUUCACCAUUAGCAAUGGAGGUGUUUUCGGCUCCCUCUUUGGAACACCCAUUAUCAACCCCCCUCAGUCUGCCAUCCUAGGCAUGCACGCCAUCUUUGAUAGGCCAGUGGCUGUGGGAGGCAAGGUGGAGGUGCGGCCCAUGAUGUUCGUGGCACUGACCUAUGAUCACCGGCUAAUUGACGGCAGAGAGGCUGUGACUUUCCUCCGAAAAAUCAAGGCAGCGGUAGAGGAUCCCAGAAUCCUCCUAAUGGACCUUUAGGAGGAAGUCACACACCCAACACAUUGACCACGCAGGAACUGAAAACCAGUCUUCUCUCUGCCCCAUGUGGGUCCCGGGUUCGCCUGGCGACAGACAGGCACAUGCUGUUGGCCUCAAGCAAGGAAGCCAGGGCACUAUAUAACCAGCAGUCGCAGGUCUUUCUUGGUGUUCCUACCAGCUCUCUCUCUCUCUCUCUCUCUCUGUACCCCUCUCUUAAUACUCGAAUAUCUUAUUUCCUUAGGCUUGAGGGAGAGAAAGAGAGAGCCUUCACAGAUGCUCAUUAAUAUCCCUGCCUUUCUUCAUUAACCCUCUGCCGAGAUAAUUUUGCUUCUCCCCCGUGCCAGUACACGAUAGGGAAACCACUGGGGACCAUGGGAUUAAGUUUCAGUCUUUUGAAAGUGUGUUCUCCAGAGCUGCCUGGGAGGAUUGUGCCUCCCACGCUCAGAGCAGCCUCUGCCCUGGCUGUGCACAUUCUCACUUGAUUCCACCUUGUGGAGGUAUUGACCACAGGCCAAGGUGCUGCUUUGCUGCUGAAAUGCACCUUCCUUCUCAGCUGUCAUUGACUUCAGGAUGCCUCUACUACCUCUUCCAGGAAGCACAGGCCGGGGGACCUGGGUAGGAGAGGUGUUGGCAGUGUGGAGGGGGAGAGGGCAGAUUCCCCCUGAGGUCAUAGCUAUAAACAAGAGAACAGAAGCCAGGCCUGCCCUCACAUUCUCUGUCAUAGCCUCACACCAGGAAAACCCAUUUUGGCACAGCUAUGGUUGUGCCAACCUUUCUAGGUUGCUAGGAACCGUUCUAGCACAUUGUUCUCAUCUGGAGCCGAUUCUAGUACAUCAAGGCAGUGGAGGAUGGACUGGAGCCUGGUAGAGAUUGGGGGAGGGAGGCUUCCUGUGGACAGGCUCGGAUUGACUUGAGCUUUUAAAUUCCAUGGGUAUGAGCAUGUGACUGAAGAGGCAGUUCUGUUUUUUCCUGAUCAUGGCCCUUGGGAAGUGGGGCUUUGGCUCCUCUGCAGAGCACGGGUCUGGGGCAGGGUGGACUGGUGGGAACCAGCCCCAAGAUGCCAGUACACGGGGGAAGUGACCGAUGUUUCCUCUGAGGUACUGCCUGAUGGGUCUGGACACAGUCAUUGGAAUUCCUUGGAACAUGGUUAAAUGUACACGUCUUGUCAUGAAAGCUACCAGGCUUCAUUGCUUUAAAUCCAACUGCAUUCAGGCCUGAGGCUGCUGACACUGGACAUGGGAGCCACUUACUUAGUGCAGAGUGCCCACUUGUAUCUCAAAGAAGUAAGGCCUGGGGGACGGGUGGGGGGAAGGGAUGGGAGCCAAUACUGAGUGCCUGCAGCAUCUGCUAUGUCUUCACUAUUCAGAACUCGUAACUGAAAUAUUUAAAGAAACUGAUUUUAAAUGCAAAUUAAAGGGCAAAAGUUCUCAAGCAGA